AUGUCACAAAUUACUAUAGAGACAACGUCUCGUUCAAUCUACGAAAACCUCAUCACUUCAAUGAUUCAAGACGUUGUGGCAAGGACAACCACUCAAGCGCAGACCCUGCGUUCGCGAUAUGGCGACAAUCCCGAGCCAUAUUACUACGAUAAAUCUGGCAAUUUGGAUAUACAUGGUAUGCCAAAGCAACAAGAUAGCACUAUUUACUUUCACUGUGACAAUUGUAACAGAGACGUCUCUGCAAAUCGGUUUGCUGCUCACAUUGAAAGAUGUCUGAGCCGAGGUAGAAGAGGUUGA
Messenger RNA from Lachancea nothofagi CBS 11611, 297 nucleotides. The record is from the annotation of a GenBank genome assembly. Lineage: Eukaryota; Fungi; Ascomycota; Saccharomycetes; Saccharomycetales; Saccharomycetaceae.